AUGGCUUCCGCGGCCGGUUCGUGUGCGAGCCUUCCGCUCGAGCAGCUCGCUCUUUACCACGCAGUCGACCCGGUCCUCUCCUCGAUAUUUGUCUUCCACGGAUCUGCAACCACGGCCAACUCAACCCUCAACAGCUCGCGCAUCCAGGCCCAUAUUUUCGCACCAGACGGGUUACAGAGCUAUCCACGCAUCACCGUAUCGCCAGCUGCACCCCUAUAUGCCGCCGUAAACUACCUACCGCGCGAGAGGCAGGGUGAUGAAGUAUACCGGGGACUAGCCGUCUGUUUGUUUAAAUAUUUUUCAGAAAUCCCAGAUUCAGUGAAGAGCGAGCUGGUUGCGAUCGCCCGUUCGGGCAGACCGAGCUCUAAACCACUGCAGUUCUUUGAUGAGUUGCAUGCAGCGGAUCUCGCAGAUAAGAUGGAAAAAGUGGAGAAUCCGGCAGCCGUAGUUCGUGAUCUGAAAGAUGCGUUUGCGGAUAGGGUGGUUCCAUGGAUUGACAUCGAUCUAGUAGUCCCUGCCGGCUCGAUCACUGCUCCAAUGUCUCCAGGGGAAUCGACACGGCAAUCUCUACUAGGAUAUAACGAAUCCAGCAUCGGAUCUCCCGUCCAGGAGAAGUUCGCUGAUCGGUUUGGUAAACUUACGCCUCUCGUAGAUGCAUUGGGUGAACCUAUAUUUUUGCCUACAUCAAAGUUGCGCCGAGCUCCGUCGAAACCUACUAAUCUGAGCAAAUCUAAAUUGUUUUCCGGUUCUCAAAAGGAAGCUCUUCGACUCUCCAUGUGCGAGGUGGUUGACACGGAAGAGAGAUAUGUUCAUAAAAUGUAUGACCUCGUCCAUAAUGUCGCGCAUGAGUUUUGCCAAAAGGCAAGGGCGAAACUACCAUCAAGCACGAGCCCGGAUGAAUCAACGUUGGCCAAGCUGUUUCCGCCUUGUCUAAAUGAAAUCCUUGAGGUAAAUAUGGGAUUUUUAGAUGCCAUACGCCUUGUCCUUGAAGAAACAGAGAAAAAUGCUCUAGAAGAUCUAUCCCAAGAUACCAUGCUUGAGCCGUCAGUCUUCCCUCGUGAUCCUACCACCGGCCGACGUACAGACCCUUUAGGUGCGAUUGCUUUUGCCCAGUGCUUGACUGAUUGGUUUCCACGUUUUUCCAAGCCGUAUGGACAAUAUAUGCAUGCCCAUACGGGAUUCUACUCUCUUCUCAAUUCUUUUCUGGGCGAUCAGAAUUCCUCUUUUUCUAAACGAGUCUACGAGACGGGGGAACAACGAAUGCGUUCGUUGCUCAUGGAACCCAUUCAACGUCUUCCACGGUACAGCCUUUUAAUUGAUACUAUGACAGGAUCUCUUCCAUCCAUUCACCCUGCAGUGAAGGCACUGCUUAAGGCGCGUGAUAUUAUCACAGAAAUAUGUUCAUUAGAUUCAUAUUCAGAAUCUGAUCACUCUCAGACUCUAAUACACUUGCGGAAGAUCGUCCAAGAGUGGCCAAUGUCUGUCGCGCCGACUGGCCGUUUAAUCACCGCUGCAGAUGUGUAUAGCCUCCUACCACCUUUCCGGUCUGGUCCGUCAGGGUCAAGAGGCCAACCAGGCAUACUGUUACUUUUUGCUGAUUGCUUAGUCUUUCUAUCUAAACACCCAGAGAGCAAAUGGACAGCCCGUGGAUUAUGCGCCGAUCUUGAUAAAGCCAGGGUUGAUACGGAUGUGGACGGGGUGGAAACCGCGGCCACGUUAGAGCUUACAUUUGGCCAACAUAUGCCGACCACCAGCAUUCGUUGCUCACAGUCUAAGUGCGGACGCAUCCUAUUUCUUACUCCAGCCGAGAAAUUUAUCCAACAUGAACAUUCACGCUCAAAAAAUAUUCUUCUUUCCCUUGAACUUGCAUCAACCUACGAAGCCAAAGCAACAAAAUUAAUUGAAGAAAUAACCAAGGCUAGAAUCGAAGGUCGAUUCCCAGAGCAUUAUAGGGAGCAAGGAAAGUGGUCGCUCCAUAAUGCAAGAGGAGCUUUUGGCAAUUUGGGAGCGCUCAUUUGUGUUUUUGAACACGACGACACUGAACCUGAUAUACCCAAGUUUCCAUCUAGUGUGAAAUUGAUUGUCGACGCGACAAAGGAAACUAUGACGGAGCAGCUAAAUUCAGGCCAGAUAGAAGUCGUUGCAUCGAUUUUCCCAAUGCUAGGAGACUCCAGGUAUAAGAUGGAUUUAGAUUCCGUCAUUGGUGCUCCAUCUAGUGAUACCUUUUCCGCGAAAGACUUUAUAACAACGUUGUCCAAACGAAUUACGGCUUUACUGCACCCCCUCUCUCAGCCUCAAAACCCUCUACUUACUGAAUCAGUUCUCCAAAACAAUCUUAAUAUCUUGCGUAUUGUUGCUCAACACAUCUUGGGGGUUUCAAAAGGGUCUAAGGCCUUCCGGCCGCCAUCCCCAACAAAGUUGUUGUCCACACUUUGGGGUGCUGGACAACCUAAAGGUCUCGGCCAUUCGCCUUCUAAAUCACUUCCAUCGCUCCCAGUAUUAUCACACACUGUCCCGACUCUACAACCUCAAUCAUCAAAUAUUAACCUAGAUGAUGAUGUCCCACAUAAAACCCCUCAUGGAGGGAUUAGUAUUCCUGAUGGCACCUCAAGCCCAUUCGAGCAGCUGGAAAACACAUUUACUGCUUAUACCCUUGCAAUUCGUUCGAGAAGUGGAAACAUUGUCGGUCGAGUACUAAGAUCCCGGGACCGAGUUGAUGCGGCAGCGGUCAAUGAGCUUUACAACAUCCUUUUAGAAGAUCCCAGUCAACUUCAAGCCGCAGCGGAAUCCCCAGUUGACAUGCUAAUCGUUGCUUUUGAAACCUUCCUUGACAAAGCGUGGAAGGAAAAGUUUGGCCCCAUAAUAUCCCAAACUUCUUUAUUGAUUUUACUAGCUAAAUUUGACGCUUUAUUCCCUGGAGAUUUUGAAGAUUAUUUCCAUGGCUUCCUGUCUGAGAUGAGCCCACAGACUCGCCGUGCGCUUACGGCAUUGAUACAGUUGCUUGCACAAUUGCUAAACGAUUCUGGAAAUGAUGGUGAUAGGGGUGCGUUAACGGAUGUAUUCUCCGAAAUCCUUACCGAGGAAGGUGAUGCAAGGAAAACCAUACCCCUUCUUGAUAGGCUAGUGGAAGAUUUUGAACGCUUAUUUGAUGAAUCCGAGCCAGCAGCACCUGAUGGACAUCUUGCCCAUGAAGUGAGCCGAGGAAUGCUCACGUCAGGGUCGAUAGGCUCGAAUGCAUCGUCAUUCCGAAAGCGAUUUGGAUUUGGUUUGAGUCGGGAAAACAGUAUCAAAGAUGGAGAGGGCAAAGUCAGCUCUAUAAUUCGGUCUUUGAGUAAAUCAAAAGGCAACCCGGAGGCUGACCUUUCGCUCUCCAAAAACUCACUCAUGCGGUCAAAGUCUACAGAUACAGACAGUCGCCUACACAGUCUCCUAAGACCUCGAUCGCGGGAUCGACCCCCCAUGCAGACAAUAUUCGCCCAGGAUGAAGAAAUCAGUCGCCCAGCCAGUUCAAAUAGCAAUACACACACUUCUCUCGCAUCUAUUGUCGAAAAUCCCGUUGUGGGGAGAAGGAUUGCUCCCAGAAAAAAGAGAAGGAGUUCACUAUCCGAUCUGAAGGAGCUUUCAUCUGCUGAUAUAGCACCUCUUUUUGCUAACAGGGAAUUCAAAAAGUCUCCAAGCAUUCUCGCCACUCCAACUACACAAAUCCCUGAACCAGCAACACCCCCAGCCAAACCAUUGGGUCUGCCAAAUCAUAGUGCGCAACACACCCCGAUUCAAAAUACACCUCCAACCCGAAUAGCAUCCCCGGUGCGUCAAAUAACUGCAAACUUGAAAGAAAAUGCCCCUCCUCCCUCUCCUAGGACGACACUAGCAGACCGGACGAAUAGAAGACCGCAUGCCUCAACGAUCUCUAUGCCACUUCGGAGGAGAGCGGACAGUACGCGAGCUGGUACCCCGUCAAAGAUUGCAGGUCCUCGAGAAAAACCACCCCGGCCGAGCAGCAGUGAUGGUUAUGGACGUAGGCUUCAAACUCAGCAAUCAACUACGCCUCCUAAGACACAAAAAUUACGAAUGCAAACCCCACAAAAGCUACGCGAGCGUGUUUUAAAUGAACGAAAGGCCAUGGCCUCUGCCGAGGCCUCUUUGCAAGCCGAGCUCGCAUCAGUUACCGAAGAGCUAACUUCCACUUCCCCAUCUAGAAGGCGUCCAUUAUCCUCUGCUGGUUCUCAGUCAAGGCCCAUUUCUUCGCCUCCUACCGCUUCUUCGUCCAAUGCCCUUCUUCAAAGAGUUCGUACCCUUGAAAACAAACUCUCUGCAAUGACGUCAAAUCUUGGGGCUAGGGCGACAACUCUUGAAAACGACCUGGAGAACUCCCUUCUUGUCUCUGAGAAACGCGCUCGUAAACUUGACGAACUCUACCGUGAAGCUGGAAAGGAAAAUGAAGCUUUAUAUGAACGAUUCAACAAUGAAUUAAGCAAAAUGGCCCGGGAAAUUCGACUUGGUGCGGGCGAGGAGGCGCUUAAGAACCAACUAAAGGAUGCACUUGAUGAGGUUGCCCGGGUGAAGAAGGAGAACAUGAGACUCAAAAGGGAAAUCAGCGGUUUGAGAGCGCAGCAAAUAGGCGAGCCUUCGGGUUGA
Microsporum canis CBS 113480 is the source of this 4638-nucleotide messenger RNA. RefSeq lists its product as hypothetical. Lineage: Eukaryota; Fungi; Ascomycota; Eurotiomycetes; Onygenales; Arthrodermataceae. The transcript is spliced from 3 exons. Gene Ontology annotation, molecular function: guanyl-nucleotide exchange factor activity. Bases 1 to 4638 code for a protein of 1545 amino acids. The record is from RefSeq and is a predicted model, not a curated record.